UUACUCAAGGCUUACCUGAAAAUUCCAGUGGAGCGCAUGGCCUGAAAAAGCGCCGCAGAUCAAAACAAAGCCUCUUUUUCCUGGGAAUUUUCUCAGCAAACCCUCCAUCGGACUGGCCAGAGUGAAUCUCCGUGGUUAAGAUGAAACUCAUCACGUACAACUUCCUCACAUCGAAAUUCAUCCGAGGAGUCAAAGUUGGCUAUCCUCUGAAGCUGAAUGUCGUCCAGAAGGAAAUAAAGAAUGCCGAAUACAACCCAGAAUUUAUCACAAGGAUGAUCCCCCGGUUAGACUGGUCAGGAGUUUGUUUUGCUGCCGAACAGGUGGGCUGUGGCGGAGAUUUACCCAAAGAAUUCAGUGAUCAAAUCACAAGUGACACAGAAAUCCUUCAGAGAUUGCAUCACAUCCUCCUGGAAAUAGACAUAAUCGAGGGGAACCUGCAAUGUCCGGAAACUGGGAGGGUUUUUCCCAUUUCAAAUGGCAUUCCCAAUAUGUUGCUCAACGAAGAGGAAGUCUAAAAGCAUCCUCGGUUGUAUUUCCAAAAAUAACAAAUGCAAAAAUAAAAAUCCCUAUAACAAAAAA
This is a messenger RNA of Phlebotomus papatasi, 579 nucleotides long. It is a transcript of the gene Trmt112, whose product is annotated as multifunctional methyltransferase subunit TRM112-like protein. Bases 141 to 515 code for a protein of 124 amino acids. The transcript has 3 exons. NCBI's taxonomy places the organism in Eukaryota, Metazoa, Arthropoda, Insecta, Diptera, Psychodidae. Gene Ontology annotation, biological process: peptidyl-glutamine methylation; tRNA methylation; rRNA (guanine-N7)-methylation. The record is from RefSeq and is a predicted model, not a curated record. Gene Ontology annotation, molecular function: protein heterodimerization activity.